AUGUACCUGAAGAUACCGAUUUUGAUCGCAUUUUUGGCGCAAUUGGGGCUGGGAGUGAAUCAACCGACAAGGUUUUCUGAAAAGAGUUGCUCCCUCCCUACGAAUAACGAUGGAAAUUUCGAAACCGCGACACCAGAAGAGGUCGGCCUAUCAUCAUCCCAAGUUGACGAAGCAUUGGCAUAUGCAAGCCUUCACGGGCGCUCUUCUGUUCAGAUAUUUCGCAACAAUUGCCUAGUUGGCCGAGGACCAGCAGAUCCAAUCACAGCUUCCAUACCAGCUCAGGUCUGGUCAGUCACCAAAUCCGUUGUCGGGAUGCUUGCCGGUAUGGCCAUCGCAGAUGGAAAGCUCGAUAUUGAUCGUCGCAUUGGCGACUACCUACCCAAUGAACCGUGUUGGGGUAAUGAAGCCCACCGGGCUAUCACUGUCCGAGACAUUCUGACCGAAACCUCCGGAACUCAGGAGGCUAUCAUCGCUGAAGCUGCGACCGUCGCGACGGAUCCUAGCAUCAUGCAGGAAUUCUUAGCACAGAAGAUUACUCACCCGCCAGGGACGCAUUUUGAGUAUGGGCAGCGCGAUGCUGAUGCUGCGGCUUAUAUUGUUCAGAGUGCUCUUGGCCGUGACCUACAGGACUAUGCCCAGGAACGGCUGUUUGGCCCAUUAGCUAUCGAUAAAUCGUCCUACUUCUGGCUACGCGAUCGAUCUGGAAACACCUAUGGUUAUGCUUGGCUAUUUAUUGCGCCUAAGUAUCUUGCCCGCCUAGGACUUAUGAUGCAGAAUGGAGGGCAGUAUGCUGGUCAACAAGUUGUGCCUUUUGAAUGGGUCCAGGCUGUGGCUACUCCCUCUCCGAAGAAUCCUUGCUACGGAUAUCUUUUCUGGAAUAAUCGUGGCAAGCCAUGUACCGGUGCGAAUAUCCCGGUUGCUACUACAAUCCAGCAGACGAGUGUUGCGAGUGCGCCACAUGAUCUAUUUGCCAUGGUGGGAGCUUUGCAGCAGAACAACUUUAUGAUUCCUUCCCUGAAUAUGACGGUCACUUGGACUGGAGUGUUCGGUGACACGGCACCGAAUCUAUCAGUGCUUUUGAGUGCCACGCCUGGUAAUCUCUACUAUGAUUUCUUUCGUAUCCUUAUGCAAGCGGUUUCUGAUCGUAAGGUCCCGGAUGCGGGUCCGUAUGAGUCGCCGCCGCUCAGUCUCGAUAUAAACCCGUUCAACUACUUGGACCCAGAGGUCUUGCUUGAUGAUUUACUUUCGAACCCGGAUUGCAACAUCUUGGUCUGUAAUGGCGGGAUCCCUACGGAGGGUUUAUUCGACAAUCUUGAGGCUAUCCUUGGCUACCGGCCAACAUUGUAA
Penicillium pulvis is the source of this 1347-nucleotide messenger RNA. RefSeq names its product serine hydrolase domain-containing protein. NCBI's taxonomy places the organism in Eukaryota, Fungi, Ascomycota, Eurotiomycetes, Eurotiales, Aspergillaceae. The record is from RefSeq and is a predicted model, not a curated record. Bases 1 to 1347 code for a protein of 448 amino acids. The transcript has a single exon.